This is a messenger RNA of Thlaspi arvense, 1665 nucleotides long. NCBI's taxonomy places the organism in Eukaryota, Viridiplantae, Streptophyta, Magnoliopsida, Brassicales, Brassicaceae. The record is from the annotation of a GenBank genome assembly.
AUGAAAGAAGUACUUAACAUUCCGUUUCUUGUUCUUCUUGUUUCGGUUUUAGAUGCAAAAGUAACGAAACAAAAUAUUGCAAAUUUCCUCCGGUGCCUUCGUGAUUGGACAAGUCCAGAGAAUCCGAUCACCGAAGCCAUCUAUACCCCCGCCAUUAUUGCUGCAAAACAUGAAUCUCAGGCAACCGUGGUCUGCGCAAAGUCCAACGGAAUCAAGAUCCGAAUCCGAAGCGGCAGCCACAACUUGGAGGGUCUUUCCUACAUCUCGUGUAUACCUUUUGUAAUUCUCGAGAUGCACAACCUCCCGUCUAUAACCAUUGACGUAUCCAGCAAGAAACCUUGGGUUCAAGCUGGUGCGAGGGGUUUCCUUUUCGAUGAGGAAACGCGGUGGCAUUCGCGAGAACCUGGUCCAUCACUCCGCCGUAAGGGUUCCGCGAAUGCCAUGGCGUUUCCUCAUCGAAAAGGAAACUUGUUUAAGAUUCAGUACUUUGUGUUAUGGACCGACGCAAACGCCACAAACGUUGAUCUCGGUUUGAUGAAAGAACUUUACGAGGUGGCGGAGCCGUACGUGUCAAGCAACCCGAGAGAGGCGUUUUUGAAUUACAGAGACAUCGAUGUUGGAAGCAAUCCUAGUGGAAAGACAGGGAUGGAAACUAACGUGCUUCCACACCGUCUAUUCGCUGAUCACCAGGAGCCAGUCGGUGACCGAGUGAAUUCGUACUUCAAGCUCGACACACUCGGGGUUAUCUUAAAAGACCUCACACCAGACGAACUAAGACUCAUUCGGCCUUGCUUUGGGAAACUGAUCGACAUGUAUCAUAAACCCGCUCACUCCGGCAAACUCGCUCACUUUCUGCUGACCCGGCAGUUGAAGAUGGAAAAAAGACACGAGCUGUGGUUCAUUUUCGGCAGUAAGCCAGUCAAAUUUUCCCUUCGCGAGUUCGCGAUUGUGACAGGCUUAAACUGCAAACCCAUUUCACCUCCUCCUCGGGAAAUGCUAAAGUGUAAACCCGGAGAAGUCCCAAACUGGUUCGCUUUAUUCGGGGGAGAUGAAAAUGUCACCGGCGAGAAGUUGGCGGUAAUGCUUAGGCGCUCAAAAAAUCUGUCGAGCGAGCUGAAGCACUGCUUCGAGAUGACUGUUCAGUGCAUCAAAACCCGCACUACUAAUCAGCUAACACAACCCACCGUUGCCAUUCAGAGUUUUGUACAUGCAGUUCAGAUGGUUCUCCUCGAGGCGGUCCCCACAGCGCUGAUGACGAUGGGAGAAGAAAAUGGGAGUGAGUCAGAGGAGGAAGAGUGCGUUACAGCCAGCACUCUCAAACUAGAUAAGCUGUGGGAUCUCGAUUUGUCGGGCCAGGUUGCCGUGACUUCAAUUAUCAAAGCAGACACCGAAGAAAUUCCACCAGCCACCCUAGAGUGGCAAGACGAAGUUCCAGAUCCGAAGGUUGAUUACAUGGAGAUGCUAAUAGCAGAAGGAGCCAAGUUUUGCAGGGACUCUUUCAUUGGCGGGCAUGUUGGCCCUCCUCCACCCGCACAAUCCUCUGCCGUCAAAAGCCAGAAAAAGAGUUGGCCGUCUGUGGUGAAAGACAAGCCAGCCGCUCCCCUUGUGCGAGCCAAAAAACCAAGAAAAGGACGCAACUCGGUAAAGGCAUCCCACCAAGGAUAA